AUGAACCACGGCACGACGCUGCGCGCCAUGCGCGCUCCAGACAAGGUCAACGCCAUCGCCUCCUCCCGCCCAGCGGCCCUCGACCUCCCCGAGAAGAAACCCGACGCCUCAAAGUUUGGCCACCUCAUCCAGACGGGCAAGGCCUACAUCAAGUUCUACAAGACGGGCCUCAAAGCCGUCUUCUCCAACCGCCACAUCCAAGACGUCAUCCGCGCAAAGAGCACCUCGGUUGAAGGCUUCCGCGCCCCCUCCGUCUUCACGCCGGGCGUCAUCCCCAAGGGCUUCUCGCGCGCCGACUGGGUGCUCCUCUGGCGCGUGCGCCACGACGUCCUCCGCGUGCCCCUGUUCGGCCUCGUCCUCUUGGUGUGUGGGGAAUUCACCCCGCUCAUCGUCAUCUUCGUCGACGGCGUCGUGCCGUACACGUGUCGCCUGCCGCGGCAGAUCGACGCCAGCUUCUCGCAGGCUGAGGAGCGCCGGCACAAGUCGUUUGCCGACUUUGAGCGGGCUGCGCCGCUGGGCGUCGCGGGCACGCAGGGGACGGCCGCGAGGGCGCCGGCGAGCAUGUGCUGCAGUCUGCAUAUGCCCGGUAUGAUGUGGGAUAAGAUUGGUUUUAUCCCGCCGGGUAUGUGGGCGACCAAGGGCAAGCUGCGGAUGGCUUUCCUGGAAGGCGAUGACAGGUUGCUGGCGCGCGAUGGGGGCGCGGCCGCGUUGGAGGAGCAGGAGGUGAAGAUUGCGGCUACGGAGCGCGGUAUCGACUGCGCCGGUCGCGGGGAUGAGGAGCUGAGGAAGUUGCUCGAUGAGUGGCUGCGCCUGACGGAGGCUGAGGAGAGUGCGGAGAGGAGGAAGCGCAUGACGGUUCUCUUGACGACAAGGACGGAGAAUUGGCCAAAGGACCGAGACGAGACUUUGCUCUCCCGAGUGGCAUCUUUGAGUCGAAUCACACACAGCGGACUUGUAUAG
Colletotrichum scovillei is the source of this 960-nucleotide messenger RNA. RefSeq lists its product as uncharacterized. Gene Ontology annotation, molecular function: ribosome binding. Lineage: Eukaryota; Fungi; Ascomycota; Sordariomycetes; Glomerellales; Glomerellaceae. The coding region runs from base 1 to 960 and encodes 319 amino acids. The transcript is spliced from 3 exons. The record is from RefSeq and is a predicted model, not a curated record.